AGUGGCUUGAUGUAUCACCCAAAAAAGGAAAUUCCUCUAAAGUUAAAUAUUCUAGCAUCAAGUCCAUUAUUAUCUUCAUCAAUCAACAGAAGUAUUCUCUAGGCUCUUGGGUUUGUACAUCUUAUUGUUGGUGGAAUCAUUGAUAAUUGAUCAUAUAAUAUUAGACUCAAAUUCUGCAUUAUUCAUUCAGUUGUCAUAUUGAAAUUGAGCUAAGGGAAAUGGGAACAUGUGGAUCAAAACCUAAAGGAGGGAGGAACUCUGUAUCUCACAAGCUUAACAAGAUUGAACCCUCUGCUUCUAAGAAUGUUUCUUGCUCCAAAACUACAUCCAAAGGAAAUGCGGAAUUAGACCCAGAGGUGAUGAUUGAAUCGGACAGCGACGAUGAUUUUCAUAGCGCAAAAGAUGUUUUUUCACAGAGUGGCAGUGGAUCUUUUUCAACCAUAAUUUCUCCAAGAUUUUAUGAUACUGUUUGUAACUAUGGUAAUACUGCUCUUGAUCCUCCUGGAAAACAUGAACAAUCAUUUGCAAGCAUGGAGACAAAUUUUGUCAAACAAGGUUCCGUAAAAGGAAAAUCUUCAACAGAUCCUCAGCUAAAGUCCAAUAAUCCUGAGAAGAAAAUGAAGAGACCAGGCCCUAUUGACAAAACGUCUAACCGAAACAUGGAUAAAAAUGUUGCGAGAGCUGAAGGAAUUCGUCAUGAAAAGAGAAAGUCUGCAAUCCCAAGCUCACCAGGCAUCAAAAGGAAAUUAACUUUAACCAGAAUAUUAUCUUUUAAGUGGAGGGAAGGGUAUUCAAAUUCUGUAUCAUUGUCGCCAAAGGCCUUCCUGCGAAAACCAAUUGCUGGUUCUCAAAUUCCAUGCAGCCCUCUCCAGAUUAAACUAUCCAACUCUUGGUCAUCUGUUGAGCCAAAUACUUUUAGAAUUCGGGGUAAAAAGUACUUCAUGGAUAAGAGGAAAGAGUCUGCUCCAAACUAUGCUGCAUUGUAUCCUUUCGGGGUUGAUGUAUUCUUAUCACCACGGAAAAUUGAUCAUAUUGCACGUUUUGUGGAACUUCCAACCGUUGGUUCACCUGGCGUAGUUCCUCCCAUCCUUGUUGUAAAUCUUCAGAUACCAUUAUACCCUCCUACAAUCUUCCAAAAUGAAUAUAAUGGUGAGGGGAUGAAUUUUGUUUUCUACUUCAAGCUUUCAGAAAAUUACUCAGAAGAACUUCCGAUUCAUUUUCAAGAAAAUAUCCAGAGGUUAAUUCGUGAUGAAACGGAGAAGAUCAGAGGUUGGGCUGUAGAUAAAAAUGUACCCUUCAGAGACAGAUUGAAAUUAUUGGCGCGAGUUGUAAACAUAGAGGAACUUCAUUUAAGUGUAUCUGAGAAGAAGCUCAUGAAUGCUUACAAUGAAACGCCUGUGCUCUCACGUCCUCAACACAAAUUUUAUUUGGGGAAAAACUACUUUGAGAUUGAUUUGGACAUUCAUAGAUUCAGUUACAUUGCCAGAAAAGGGUUGGAAUCUUUUAAAGACAGAUUGAAGAACGCGGUCAUUGAUUUUGGUCUGACAAUUCAGGGAAACAAGGCAGAGGACUUGCCAGAAAAUAUGUUGUGCUGUAUUAGAUUGAAAGAGAUAGACUAUACCAAAUAUCAGCAGUUAGGUGUCUGAAUUAACUACACAAAUAAGUAGACGGCUCGACAAGCUGAACCUUAUUUUUGACUUAAUUAUAGAACAAGGUCAUAAUUUGCACCAGUUGGCAAUUCUUUUUGGUCAUAAUUUAUUCUGGUUAAGUGCAUUGGUAUAAAACAAACUAGCAAAAAAGUGAAUAAAUGAAAAUUUGCUUCACCACCUGCUCGAUGUUGUGUUGGUCAAGUUGGAUUUGUAUUCUCUUCAUGGCCGUUGUGAGGUCCAUACAAUCCAACAUUUGUAAAGCAUUUGUUGCAAGUACUGUAAUGUGAAGUGUUCACAGCUGACAAGCUCACUUUUAAAUGUUGGUUCUACUAGUAUAAUUAUAGAUUCGAUGGAAGCUUUUAAAAAUGCAUGUACAUCAUAUAGCAGAUCUUGGUUGUCAAUUCAAUUUCCACUAUAGACAAAAGGAUUUCCAAAUUGUGAAAUUUGUAUUUGCCAUAUUUGUACAUAGUAGUUCAAGUUUCGUCUAGUUUUGUACAUUUGCGUGGAUUCAAUUUUUUUAUUUAUUUUUUAUUUUUUAUAACAACUUCAACAAAGUAUCUACAAGAUAGCUCAAACUACAUAGACCACAUCAAUGAGUUAAGAUUUUAUGAAUUUGAUGCAGGUAUACCAUGUGAUUAAUUCAUGAACACACAUAUCUUCUUAACCACCGAUCAUCAUUAAAACUGUGGUUGACUUUUUAGAUUUGGAAGUGUUAACGCUGAAUGUUGCAGUGGCAUGCAUUCAUGAAAGGGCUAACAUUGCUUUGUCUUUGAUAAAAAGAAAAGUGAAAACCUCUUAUGGUUACUAUUAGAACAAAAGCCAAGGAACUGAAAACUGGCAAAGCAAAUUAAGGAUCAUCUUGACAUUAUGAAGAGUCAAUAAUCAAGGUAAACAUCUAGGAGUGGUGGAAAAUCCAUUAACAUUUGCUUGUCGCGAGCCAAGAUAGUGUCCACGAACGAAUCCAUUGUAGAGGAACAAGUGGCUUCUUCAACCGGUUGCUUUUCCUUAACUUCGGUAACUUCCCCACAAGUAUGAUUCUCCGUCUGAAAUGAAUUGGACACAUCUUUUGACAAAAAUGUCUCCUGUUUUUCCUCUGCAAGUAUAAACUCGUUCCAAGUUGACGUAGACGUAGAUGAAGAAGAUGGCAUAGUAUGAACCUGAGAUUGCAUAGAAGAGAAAGAAGUAGAAUAGCUAUAUGAUGUGGGAUUAAAUGAAGUUGUUGAUGAGGAUACUUCACUAAUACUAUGUGUUUGAAGAUUCUCCUUAGGAUACGGUGUGUAUUUUUCUUGUAACUGGCCAUUCAUAAUAUUGUGAACAAAUUUAUCAUGGGGAGUUCCAUUUGAGAAUGGAAAUUGCUUUGGUUCCAUAAA
Messenger RNA from Lycium ferocissimum, 3019 nucleotides. RefSeq lists its product as uncharacterized. Bases 219 to 1646 code for a protein of 475 amino acids. The transcript is spliced from 9 exons. The record is from RefSeq and is a predicted model, not a curated record. Lineage: Eukaryota; Viridiplantae; Streptophyta; Magnoliopsida; Solanales; Solanaceae.